GCCUUCCUGCUGUUGUGUCUCAGCGUCUUCCAAUCUGUGGGGGUAAAAAAUGUUUAAACGGCUGACCAAGCAGCUUAUAAAAGAGCUGGGCUCAGAUAGGAGGCUGAUACCUGUGACUAGCCAGGUACUCACUGAUAGCUUCCAGCCUCUCUCUCUGGUGACUAAAGAGCAAUCCAGAUUUCCUUGGAAUACGCGGAAGUAUUCCCCAAGCCCUUUCAAACUGGUGGAUGUGCUUGAGAAAGGAGCAGAGGUGGAAAUAGAACUGAAACACUCUGAACCACUUCUGUUCUCUGCAAACACCUGCCACAAAUCUGGAGCAAGACUGAACCUCAAGAUACAGACUGCUGCAGUGGACAUCGGCGGCUUGGGCUCGGCCUGCUUGUCUUCCUCUCUGAUAGCUGUGAGGAAAACGUAUGUGGACACCAGGGAGCUGUGGAAAAUGGUGCCAUCCUUCAGUCUUCUCCAGCAACUCUACCCUAAGCUGCAUUUCUACGUUGUGACGGAGGCUUUCGAGAUAAUGGAGCCACUUCUGAUUGAGGAGACUGUCCAAGCAGGAGGCAAGGGAACGGUGACAGCAGCGGAAAUAUUGACGAUACAGGGCCUGAGCAAAACAGUGAAGAAGAAGGCCAUGCUGAUCCCCCGAGGCACAGUGCUGGCCUACGUGGUUGAGAAGCUCCAAACCUACGAUGAAGAACUGGUUUUGCUCUGCCAGCGGCUUCAAACAAAGUUGGUUUCCUCACUCACGUAUGAUGCAUUCCAGGAUGAGCUAGGCUCCUCGCUAACAGGCAAGUGGUCUUCUGUUGCUUUCCCUUUAGCUGUCCAGCAAGUGAAAGACGCCGUCAAAGAGGCAUAUGAGCCGCUGGGGCUCUUGAGCCAGCCUUUGAGGAAGCAGCUUCUGGAAUCCUUUGAAGUUUUCCUGCAGGACGGAGAAGUCGCUUCCACUGUCCAGUCGAUGCUGGAGCUUUCUAUGGCAGGAAACAGAGUCGAUCACUCCACGCUGGAGUCCCUGAAUGAGGAAAACCGACCUGCUGUGGAAAAGCUGCUUUCCUGUUUAGGGAUUUCUCGAGACACGGAGAGUGCGAAGAACCAAGAUCUCUGUGGACCAGUCAACUUCCUUUGUUCUUCUAUAGAUGACUUGGACUAUGAGAUGCUACCCCUGCUGCAUACCGUCCUGGAGAAGAAAAAAAUGGCCCAACAGCUGGAGAUGAUGGAUGGCAUUCUGGAGUGGAUUCUUUUUGGCGAUGAAGGCAGCGAUUUCGUGAUUCCACACCAUUCCUUGAAGAAUGAAGAAAUUCACCUGGCCAUUGAGAUGCUGCAAACUUGUGGGCUGGAACUGGAAGCUGGGAAAGACUCCACCGUCUGUCUGUGGAGCAACGAAGCCCGUUCAGAACUGGCUGCUCUGUACUCCAGCUUGUAUGCCCUGCAGAUUCUAAGUGAUUGAAGCCGGAAG
Messenger RNA from Lacerta agilis (Sand lizard), 1450 nucleotides. RefSeq names its product gasdermin-D-like. The transcript has 10 exons. The record is from RefSeq and is a predicted model, not a curated record. NCBI's taxonomy places the organism in Eukaryota, Metazoa, Chordata, Lepidosauria, Squamata, Lacertidae. Bases 50 to 1441 code for a protein of 463 amino acids.